AUGAAUGAUCGAAUAUCGGAAAAUGAAAAUUGCAUAAGUAAACAGAAUGUGAAAAAAUGUUUUCUUAUUCAACAUGCAUAUUUAGUUCUUCAUUGUCCAUUAUUUAUAAUGUCCAGUAUGCAAAGAUUUAAACAACUUGAAUAUUUAAAAUCUAAACUUACAACUAGUGGAUUGUUAAUUGAAACUAAGUAA
Molecule: messenger RNA, 192 nt
Organism: Clunio marinus
Lineage: Eukaryota; Metazoa; Arthropoda; Insecta; Diptera; Chironomidae
Source: the annotation of a GenBank genome assembly